Molecule: messenger RNA, 1908 nt
Organism: Erpetoichthys calabaricus (reedfish)
Lineage: Eukaryota; Metazoa; Chordata; Cladistia; Polypteriformes; Polypteridae
Product: salivary glue protein Sgs-3-like
Exons: 2
Coding region: 118-1203 (361 amino acids)
Source: RefSeq, a predicted model, not a curated record
GGUUUCACAUCUUUCCAUGAUAAUGUGCUCUAUAAUAGCUGAAAAGCACCGAUUCAUUUUCUUACUGUUCAAAUACUGAGCCGGCCAGCAGACAUUCAGGGCAGACCUCCGACCAAGAUGAGGCAAGCAUUGGUGGCUUUUCUAAUCAUGCUGGUUUGCACAAGGACGCUUGUGGCUGCUGUGAAUGAUGCAAAGGAAAACAGUACUACAGUAAAAUCCUCCACUACCUCCGAAGGACUCAGAAGUGAAAUGAAACCAGAUAUAACAGCCCGAACUGAGAGAAAAAUGACAAAUGAAAACAAUAAGGUGUCUUCUGAGAAAUUGACUUCUGGGGAAAUUACUCCUUCACACUCAACUGAAACAACUGGAGGAAAUGCACAAAGGGAAACAACAACCCACAAGGCCACUGAAACGACAACAACAACUGAAAACAAAAUCAUUGCCACAAAUCACUCUCACACAACUGAGAAAACAGCCACCACGCACUUGGCAAAUCCCACUUCUAAAACAACUGGGGAGAAAACAACAAAGGAAACUGCAACCCACAAGGCAUCUGAAACAACAGCACAUGAAAACAAACCCGUUGUUACAAAUCACACUACUACUACGGAGAAAUCCACCACUCUUGAGAAAACAGCCACCACACACUUGGUAAAACCCACUUCUCACAUGACUGGAGAGACAACAACAAAGGAAACAACCACCCACAAGCCCACCGAAACAACAGUGACUGAAAACAAACACACUACUACCACUGGUACUGAGAAACCCACCACUCUUGACAAAACAGCCACCACACACUUGGUAAAAUCCACUUCUAAGGAGAGAACAACUCACAAGGCUAAUGAAACAACAACUACAACUAAAAACAAACCCACUACUACAAAAGAACACACAACCACUGUUCACAAAAUUACCACCACUCAGAAAACAACCUUUACACCUCCGACAAAUGGAGACAAGACGACAAAAGAGUCAACAACAAAAACUGAAACCAAUAGUGAUAAAAUCACCAGCUCUUCUAAAACAACUCUGAAAAACUUGACAGAAUCCACCUCUAAGACAAGUGAAGGGACGGCGACAACCAAGAAUAAAGAAUCUCUCACAACCACCCACAGUGGAAACAACAACCCAGUCAUGUCGUCAAAGUUCAUCCUGCUAGGAGCCUUAGUUUUCAUCUUCUCCAGUCACUUGCUCUUAUAAAGUCAGGGAGAAGCACAAAGAACUUAUUUGUUAUUUCAAUGAUGAGCUUGCAUUUGGUUACCAGACCAGAACUGAAAAUCCGUCCUGUGACUUAUCUGUCCACUCCUGUUGAGAAGAGCCUGAGAGUAUCAAAUCCAAUCUCCAUCAUGUAUCUGUCAUGAUCUGUCAGUUAGAGGUAGUUGCUCAUUUUUGGAGACAAACCUCACAAACCUGAUUAGUCAAAAAACUGGAACUUUUAAUUCUAUAGAUGUAUGAAGGCUCUCUGCAAAACACAUUUAAUCAAAUUUUCUUGCCUUUGUUAAUGAGAUGAUCAUAAACUAAAUCUUAAAAACUCCUGUUACUGAAUGUUUACAUUUGCACCUCUUCAUUCUAUUUAUUAAUAAUACUGCAGAGCUCAACCUGCUCUUCUACGGCCCUGACAUGUCUGUCGCAUGGGCUUUUCAAACUUACCCGUCUAGCAAAGGUGCAGACAUUUAUGUCCAAAGGCUCUUCCAUCUGAUUUCUUUGCUUUUUAAUAUAAUGCAAUCAAGAAUUAAUGACUGUGGAAGCUAAAUUAAUUAUAAGGAAGCCAAAUACAAAUUAACAAGUGUGAUUAAAUUACUGGUACACAAUUGACAUGCACUGCUCUUUUAGCAGAUACAACUACUUAAGGCACAUGUUGCUCUUUUAAUAUUGUUUAAUAUAUUAAAAUAAAUGACCACCUGU